Messenger RNA from Pieris macdunnoughi, 285 nucleotides. The record is from the annotation of a GenBank genome assembly. NCBI's taxonomy places the organism in Eukaryota, Metazoa, Arthropoda, Insecta, Lepidoptera, Pieridae.
AUGGGUAACGGAAUUGCGGAUUCGCGCCGCGCCCGCAGGCGAGUCAGCCAGCCUCCUGUUAACAAACAAUUAACGGCGAAAAAUAAAGAAAUGGGGCGAUUAAGGUCUCAUGGGGCGGGAAGGGAAGGCCCGGGGCGCGGUUGUGGGAACUCUGUAUUGUUUUUGGAUGGUCACAUUAUGAUUGCUCAGUCGGCUGACGCUGCGCACAGACACACCGUGUCGCUAAACAACGAAGCUUUAGCACACACAUGGCGAAUUAAUUUUAUUGUACGUUUGACGAUAUGA